UCUUGUUAUCCAAACUCCCACUACAUGAAGUGGUGACAGGCCAACUACCAGUAUUACCUCUGAGGCAGGACACCAUGGAUCAUUGCGACCUGACUGUGCAAGAAUGAAAUGUUAUGCUACAUUCAGUAUAGAGGCUUCUGCAUCCAAUAACAGCACUGCUGUCAGCUGCAUCCUGAUAUUUUUACAGAUGGUGUCUGAAUUGAUUACUUCACUUGAGAAUGUAAUUCAUGAGAACAGAAUAUCUCAGAAGGAGCUGUACAAGCUACCACCACUGCAGAAGACAAAGAAUACCAUGUUCCAUACAGUGGAAACACCAGCAACAGAUACAAUCUGUAAACAUGAAGAAAAUGGAAAUUUGAACAAUUUUUUCACUCCAGAAUAUAUUAAAAUGUUGCCUAGUUUUAGUUUUUCAAAACAGUACAAUAGAAGCAACAGCACAUUUUACUUGCAGAAAUCAUUGAGUAAAGGAAUGCUUACUGAUGAAAAAAGAGACUCAGAAAGUAGUAAGGAGUCUUUUCUUCCAAGGCUUAGAAACAUUGGCUUAGAUUUUGCCCCAACAGAUGAGAAGCAGUUAACUGUUCUUUCAUCAGUCGUGUCUGGAAAGCACCUAAUUUCCUUGUUGCCAGAAGCUAAAAUAAAAUAUAAAUUUAGAAAGAAUCAGAUAUCUACAAAGAGAUUUCACUUUGGAGCUUCCAAUUCAGAUAGUGAAGUAUGUGAAACUCAACAUGAUCCAACUUCAAAACCUCAAAGGCACUUACUAACUACAGGUAUGGCACUACCAUCAACAGUAAAUGCUUGUUUUAAGAUGUUUUAAACAUAUGUUAGUAAGGGAAGGCUAACCUCACAAUGGUGAAGUAAAAUUAUUUUUAACAUAAAUGUUCAAGAGAACACUUUAAAAUUAUUAAUGCCCACAAAAAUCCCUAAACCAACUUAGGAUAGUAUGCUACUAAACAAAUAGUAAAGGAUGCUUAUGAAGUACAUUUUAAUGAGUUAUGUAAAAAUCCAGCUUCAUAUUUGCUUAAAAUAAAAUUUAUUGCAUAUGGUUGUACUACCACUGGAGUAAUCUGAAAAAUCUAAACUUCUUUUCGGUAUUAAAAAUAAUGCAAAGGUCCUUCAAAAUCUGUUUACACUCUCAUCACAAAUGGCUGUCUGAUCUUAAAAGGGACCACGUUAUUUGUAAUUAUGUCUAUCCCCGGAUUUACUAAUCUUCCGUGCAGGACUAAUCUAGUCCUGCACGGAAGCGGCAGUUGAAGAGGAGGAUGACAGCGCACCAUGUAUAUUAAUGAAGGCACGCUGUCUGAACUCCAAAUGCUACACAGAGUGUGGACG
Protopterus annectens (West African lungfish) is the source of this 1329-nucleotide messenger RNA. RefSeq lists its product as uncharacterized. The transcript is spliced from 2 exons. The record is from RefSeq and is a predicted model, not a curated record. Bases 104 to 814 code for a protein of 236 amino acids. Lineage: Eukaryota; Metazoa; Chordata; Ceratodontiformes; Protopteridae.